Miscanthus lutarioriparius is the source of this 759-nucleotide messenger RNA. NCBI's taxonomy places the organism in Eukaryota, Viridiplantae, Streptophyta, Magnoliopsida, Poales, Poaceae. The record is from the annotation of a GenBank genome assembly.
AUGUCUCCCACGCCCGUGGCAGCCCCCGCCUCCAACAAGGGCGCCAAGCGCAGCCUCAUGUCCUCGCUCAUGGAUGCCACCACGCUGCUCCACUCCUCCUUCAAGGAGGACUCGUACGUCGCCGCAGCGCUCCCGUCGGCCGAGCUCCGCAGCGCUCGCCGACCUCAAGGCGUUGCUCACCACCCACCGGGACCCCAUUUCCAUCUGGGGCAUCCCACUGAACCCCCCACUCUCCUCCCGCCGUGGCGGACGACGCUGCCCCUGCCCCGGUCGACGAGCGCGCUGACGUGUGUGAAGUACAACGCCUCGUAUGCGUACCACUCCCUCCUUGCCUACUUCGACCGCGACAACGUGGCUCUCAAAGGAUUUGCCAAAUUCUUUAAGGAAUCGAGCGACGAGUUGAGGGAGCAUGCUGAGAAGCUCAUGAAGUACCAGAACAAACGUGGAGGCAGGGUGAGGCUCCAAUCGAUUGUGACGCCCUUGACUGAAUUUGACCACCCUGAGAAAGGCGAUGCUUUGUACGCUAUGGAGCUGGCUCUGGCUCUAGAAAAGCUGGUUAAUGAGAAGCUGCACAACCUGCAUGGUGUGGCAACAAGGUGCAAUGAUCCUCAUCUGACAGACUUCAUCGAGAGUGAGUUCCUCGAGGAGCAGGUGGAAGCCAUAAAUAAGAUCUCCAAGUAUGUCGCCCAGCUGAGGAGGGUGGGCAAGGGGCACGGGGUGUGGCACUUUGAUCAGAUGCUGCUUGAGGAAGAGGCCUAA